CUGUGCCCAUUUGAUAGCGAAGAGCAAAUUUGCAUAAGCUUGCAACUCGACAAAAGACUUCGUCAUUGGCUCUCUGCGGCCAAUCGGCCCCGCGGACGAUCAGCAAACGCCUGCCCGCCUCAAGUGCGCGUCGGCUUCGACGGGACUCGAGCUCACGAGCAAACAGCCCAUGGCUUCAGGCCUCCAGAGAUUGCCUUCUUGCAACACGACGGCCUCGACAAUCGCUCACUCUUCGCCGCAAAUCGCAGACGUGUCCUCCAGGUUGAUCAGCCACGGGAAUCGGGCUGCUGGGAUUCGAACUCUCAAGCCCUGUCUCGGGGCUGCACAUUCAUCCCGCCCAUAGCCGUGCCAUCUUCGUCUUGUGGCUAUGGUGACUAG
Molecule: messenger RNA, 378 nt
Organism: Protopolystoma xenopodis
Lineage: Eukaryota; Metazoa; Platyhelminthes; Monogenea; Polystomatidea; Polystomatidae
Source: the annotation of a GenBank genome assembly